Molecule: messenger RNA, 3526 nt
Organism: Mercurialis annua (annual mercury)
Lineage: Eukaryota; Viridiplantae; Streptophyta; Magnoliopsida; Malpighiales; Euphorbiaceae
Exons: 7
Coding region: 202-3270 (1022 amino acids)
Molecular function (GO): chromatin binding
Source: RefSeq, a predicted model, not a curated record
AAUUCUUUUUAACGCUUAUUCUCAAUUUAUCAUUCCCUCUGCUCAAUUCUCUAUUCUCUUCAAUUAUCAAAUUAUAACACCAACUUAUUAAAUUUUUUUACCCGCCAAAAUAACCCAAACUUUUCAAGCUUCAACGUCACAAAAAUUUCAAAUUUUAACCUAAACCCAUAGCCCUCUCCGUCAUCCGUCGUCGUAUUAACCAUGGAGUCUUCUCCUGCAACUAAUAAUGUCAUCGACGUGGAUGAAGAAACCGUUUGUGUCGUUAAUAACGGUAAUAAUAAUGCUCAAUUGGAGAACGAGGUUAAAAAGAGGGAUUUAGAGAAUGGGGGAAGCGGAGAGGAAUUAGGGUUUCGGUUGGCGAAAAAGGCGAAAAGCGGAGGGGAAAUGCAGAGAGUGGCGGAGAUUGUUUUGGUGUUGUCGGCGAUGGCGGGGAUGAGAGGAGGGAAGAAUCCGACGGAAGCUGAGGUUGAAUUGAUGGAGGAAGCUAGGGCAAAGUUGGUGGAGAUUUGUACAGAUUUGAAACCGGGAGAUUUAGUUGCUAAUGGUGCAAUUCGGCGUGUUAUUGAUGAUUUAGGGCUUAAUUGGAAAGCUGCAGAUCAGAGAUUGGGUCAAUUUAGAGGACCUACUAGGGUUUCUAUUAAAGAUAGAGUCUCUGGUCUUAAAAAUAAGAUGGAAGAAUCUAAGAAAUUUACAGUACCGUCUGCUACAUAUACAUCUCAGAUGUCACAGCCAGGCUUUGGUACAGUGGCUGACAACCGUGGUCCGUCCCAUUCCAUUCGCAUGUUUCCAUCAGAUAAAUCCGUUGCUCCACCAUUAUCAUCUGGGGGGCCUCCUAAUUCUUCAGCUUCAGUGCAUGUUUCGACAGCAACUUCUGCAUCUGUAACUUAUUACCCAGUCACUGGUGAAGUGAGAGCAUCUACAGUUUCCGCAGGUCUACCCGGCAGUUAUCUAGGAAGGGAUACAUCCGCGUUCGCAGGUCCUAGAGUUGAAAAACCACUUUUUAAACCAGAGGGAGGAUCAAACGGGACUUCUUAUGCUCCGCAACUGCAAGUGAAUGCUUCUGCAAGUCAGCCAAUGAUGCAUUCUCAGCCAAAUCAACCCCGGUCUUUACAAUCUCAUCCUCUAUCAGCCAAAACUACACAUGAGGGAACUGCUAACAUGGGUACAUUACAGGCUGCUUCUCAAGCUGCAAGAGGUCAAGCAUUUAGACCAUUAGUUGCUCAAAGUCCAUCUGCAAUUUUGCCUAGUAUACAUCAACCUGUACAAGGUGUAAAGUUUGCUCAGCCACAAUCACAUGAAAUUGCUAAAAUUGUCCAGAAGUUGUUGCAACCAAAACUUCCUGAACAUCCCACAUGGACUCCACCUUCAAGAGAUUAUAUGAGUAAGCCUCUAGCUUGCGAAAUGUGCGAAGUUGCUGCCAACGAGGUGGAAACUGUGCUUAUUUGUGAUGCUUGUGAGAAAGGUUUUCACUUAAAAUGUCUAGAAGCUGCGAAUCAGAAAGGAAUGCCAAGAGGUGGUGAGUGGCAUUGUUUGAAAUGCUUGGCUUUAAGCAAUGGAAAGCCUUUGCCACCUAAAUAUGGGCGUGUCAUGAGGAGUAUAACUCCACCAAAAGGGCCUUCUACUUCAGCUGGAGCUCAGCCAUCUAAUCUGGCUGGAGUUCAGCAGUAUAUUCAAGCUGGACCUCAGCUGCAUAUUCCACCUGGAUCUCAGCCACCCAACUCAGCCGGACCUCAGCUAUCUAACCAAGUUGGACCUCAGCCAUCUAACCCAGCCGGACCUCAGCCAUCUAAUCUAGCCGGACCUCAGCCAUCUAAUCCAGACGGUUCGAAUCCAGCCGGACUUCAGCCAUCGAAUCCAGCUGGUAUUCAGCCAUCUAAUCUAGGUGGAUCACAGUUAUGUGAUCCAGCUGGAUUUCAGACAUUUGAUGGACUUGAAACUCAGCCAUCUUAUGUAUCCGGACAUCAACCAUCUAAACCUGCUGGACCCCAGCCAUCUAAUUCAGUGGGAGCUCGGCCAUCUAAUUCAGCUGGAUUUCAGCCAUCUAAUCUAGCUGGGGCUCAGCCAUUUAAUCCAGCUGGGGCUCAGCCAUCUAAUCCAGCUGGGGCUCAGCCAUCUAAUCCAGCUGGGGCUCAGCCAUCUAAUCCAGCUGGGGCUCAGCCAUCAUCAGAAGAGAAAAAAGAAAAUGUAGUUCAAGAGGUCAAUCAAGAGAAGUUAACAGAAAAUGGCAGCUCUUAUUUACACAGAUCUGCAUUGUCUAGUCCUAUGAGUGCCACAUGUGCAGCAUCUGAUUCAAUGACGCAUAGUCUAAGGGAAAUGACUUCGAAUAGUAUCACAUUGACUGUGAAAGGUAUGGAUCAAGGGAAGUGUGUUGGAAAUGAUCCAAAUAACAUGUCAAAGGGUGCUGUCUCUAAUUCUCCUUUUGUUAGUGCAAUAAGUGAUAGCUCAAUUCAGCUAAUGCAAGUAUCUGAAUCACGCGAACAGGAUGAGAGAUCAGUUUCUGAAUCAAAAUUACAGUCCCCUGCUAUUUUAUCUGAGAUAAUUAAGUCUGAAAUUUCCAUACCUUCCAACAUCUUACAAGAUACCGAACAAAGAGAACUGUCAAACACUGGUGAAGUUCCAAUGAAGACAAGUCAGGAUAAUUGUAUGGUUGAUGAGUUUGAGAGUGUUAGAGGCCAUAAAGAUUGUGCUUCAGCACCAGAUGUAAAGCAAUGUGAGCAUGAUGUAGCCCAUGGAAAUUCUGUUGGAAGUUCUGAAGCUAAUGAUGAGGCGAGAAAAAAUUCUGGCAUGUCUUCUAGUGGUGUCAGCAACGUUAAAUGGAACGGCAGUGCACUUAAAGCAGCAGAUGGAAAAACAUUUUAUGAGUCCUGUUCUGCUGGUGGAGUAACAUAUAAAGUGCAGGAUUAUGCUCUUUUUAAAUCUAGUCAUGAAAAACCGACACCCUCUAAGCUCCAGGCAAUGUGGGAAGAUAUUGAUACUGGAUUUAAGUGGGUUACUGUGCGUCAAUGCUACUUUCCAGCUGAUUUACCUGAGGCUGUUGGCCAUCCAUGUGCCCCUGAAAGCAAUGAGGUAUACUGUUCUAAUCAUGAGAACUGCAUAAAGGCUGACUUGAUUGAAGGUCCAUGUGAAGUCCUCCCCCCUACCAAGUACCAAGAAACCAGUGAAAGGCGGACCCAGUUAGAAACUGAGGGUAAAAAUGAAUCGCGGCCAGUCUUUUUAUGCAAAUGGUUUUAUGAUGAGUGCAAAGGAACUUUUCAACCUGUUUUCAGUUAGUCAUUCAUGCAUAUAUUUUGAUACACAUUGAAGUCUUAAGUUUUGGCAGUUUUAGGGUGCUUCCUUUGAUCAGAAAAAUACAGGAAAACCUGGAUCAAAUAGGGCCUGCAGAAACUGUGAUUUGUUAGAUUUGACACUCCGGUCUUGUACAAUACAUAGGCACUAGUUCAACUCUACAUUAUUUUAUUUAUUUGUCAAAUUUUUGUAGUGUACUGUGAAUAAUUAUUAGUAAAUUGUAGAUGUAGUGGUUCUUCUC